Messenger RNA from Centropristis striata (black sea bass), 2376 nucleotides. It is a transcript of the gene st6galnac4, whose product is annotated as ST6 (alpha-N-acetyl-neuraminyl-2,3-beta-galactosyl-1,3)-N-acetylgalactosaminide alpha-2,6-sialyltransferase 4. Lineage: Eukaryota; Metazoa; Chordata; Actinopteri; Perciformes; Serranidae. Bases 351 to 1220 code for a protein of 289 amino acids. The transcript has 5 exons. The record is from RefSeq and is a predicted model, not a curated record. Gene Ontology annotation, molecular function: alpha-N-acetylgalactosaminide alpha-2,6-sialyltransferase activity. Gene Ontology annotation, biological process: ganglioside biosynthetic process; oligosaccharide metabolic process.
CCUAGAAAUCGUUUGUAGGCUACUGUGUCAACUUAUCGGUUGCGACAACAGUAAACAACCGAACGAAUUUCCGAUAAUAGUUAGUUUAAACAUGAGGUCGAUUAUAGCGGAAUAGCGGACCUGUUUAUUUACCAGGUGAUAAAAUCGGAAAGUAACGGAUCCUUGUUUUGAUAGCACUCAUUAGAAGAGAGACUGAGAGCAGCCAUUAAAAUCUGCAAUUAUGAAUUCAUUUGAUCAUGACUCGUCCAUGGCUGGGCUUGUUCAUCUGGCCGCAUCUGCCUCAAGUUAAAGGGCUGGAAAAAUGAGUGCCGCCGGGCUCUCUGGAACAGGGCUUUCCCAAAAGCCUUGAUAUGAACUAUCAGAUGUUCCGCUGGCUCUGCCUGCUCAGCCUGAGUCUCUCUCUGUUGUUAUGGUUUGGACAUGUGAUUAUACGGGACAGUCCACCACCGCCGCCCGCAGUGCAAACCACCGGGCUCAGGGGCUACAUCAGGAUCACCCCCGGCAGGAUGGACCAGUUACUGUACAUGCACUGCAACCAGUGUGCCUUGGUCUCCAGCUCGGGUCAGAUGAUCGGAGCUGGCAUCGGCGAAGAGAUAGACAAAAUUGGAUGUGUGAUGCGGAUGAACAAUGCACCCACGCAGGGGUUUGAAACAGACGUAGGGAGCCGCACCAGUAUUCGGGUCGUAUCUCACACCAGUGUUCCCCUGUUGGUAAAAAACGAGCACUACUAUUUCCAGCAAUCAGCAGACACCACAUAUGUGUUCUGGGGUCCUGAUAGGAACAUGAGGCAGGACGGGAAAGGGCAUGUCUUCAAUACUCUCCUGAGAAUAGCCGAGAAGUAUCCAAAUGUCAGGAUCUACGCCGUGACCAGAGAGAAGAUUCAGUACUGUGAUGGUGUGUUUCAGAAUGAGACUGGAAAAAACAGAAUGAAGACCGGAGCGUUUCUCAGCACUGGAUUCUUCACAAUGAUUCUGGCUUUAGAUCUGUGUGACAGCAUCCAUGUUUACGGAAUGAUCGAUGAUAACUACUGCAGUCGAGCCAAUCACAGUGUCGUUCCUUACCAUUACUAUGAGAAGAACCGUAUCGAUGAGUGCCGGAUGUACAGAGUCCACGAGCACACACAGCGCGGAGGCCACCGCUUCAUCACUGAGAAGGCCAUCUACGGCAGAUGGGCAACACGGCACAAGAUGGAGUUUAAGCACCCCUCAUGGAGCCUCUGAAGAGUGUACUCCAGCUUUUAUUUGGAAUUUUACUUUUUUACCAACAGUUUUUUAAGGAGGAGAGAGUCCCAUUUCAUACAGGCCCAUAGUGGAUGAAAUAGUCUCCAGCCAUAACUAUGAAAUAAGGCUUUAGAUUUACCAGCGUUCAGCUGGUAACGGGUGGUCAAGUUCUACUCUCAGUAUUACUGAAUACUUAUUAUCUACAGCCAUAUAUCAGUGUAGAUAUUGAUAAAAAAAAAAACACUAAGCCACAAAACUAGACACUAAAAUCAGUUCAUACCAAAGCUUACAUUUUUAUUUCUGUAUACCUGUGCCUUGACUUUCCGUUUUAUUCUGCACAAUGUUUUAUUUUAUGCUGCUGUCAGGCCUGCAGCUACAAUACAUACUUCUACUCUAUGAAACAGGAAGUGUGUUGUUUAGGGCUGCAGCUAAAGACUUUUUUAAGAAUAAGAUACCAUGUGUUUCAAACAAUACAAUCUACGUUAAUUAUGUAUUUGAUAGUAUUUGAGAAAAAAACAGAUCUACGGUCAGAUUUUCAACCCGAGGCUGCACUGAUGAAUCAACUGGUCUUUAACAAGUUGCUCUUAUGGCAUUUGAACCAGCAUUAUCUGCAGGAUGCUUUUUUUAAAGAAGAAGAAAAAUUAUCCUAUUUUGUUUGCCUGAGACUAAUUUGUUUUGUUUCGCCAUGGUAUUGAAAGAGACAUCAAGUAUGGUUUAAAUUGAAAUAUUCUGGUAUCAUGACAGCCUUAUUUUAGUAGUGAUUAAUCUGGCAUUUAUUUUCUCAAUUGAUAAAUCCUUUGGUCUUGAGAUUGUCAGUAAAUAAUAAAAAAAAUGAAAUGACCAUUGCUAUUUAACUGUUUUGUUCAACCAUUUGUUCAAAAGUUAUUGAAUUUACAAUAAUGACAGACCAAGAAAUUCAAAUUAAUCAACGACCAAAACAGUUGCUGAUUAACUUUCUGCCAACCAAUUUAAUUAACUGAUUAUUGACUAAUCGUUUCAGUUCUAAUAGUCUUGUUUGUAGAGUAGACCAACAGCAAAUGAACAAAUGAACACCCUGCAUCAUGCAGCUUCAGACUGAUUCUUCAUAAAAUACUCACUGUUAUUUUUCUAUGUUGUAAUAUAGAAGCUUUAAGUUGGGUGCUUGCCCUGACUGCAA